This is a messenger RNA of Sitodiplosis mosellana (orange wheat blossom midge), 2978 nucleotides long. RefSeq names its product protein spaetzle 3 (gene spz3). Gene Ontology annotation, molecular function: Toll binding; growth factor activity. The record is from RefSeq and is a predicted model, not a curated record. Lineage: Eukaryota; Metazoa; Arthropoda; Insecta; Diptera; Cecidomyiidae. Gene Ontology annotation, biological process: regulation of Toll signaling pathway; central nervous system formation; innate immune response. The coding region runs from base 1058 to 2644 and encodes 528 amino acids. Gene Ontology annotation, cellular component: extracellular region. The transcript is spliced from 7 exons.
UAACGACUGUGAAACUCAUUCACUGUGUAGUAUUUGCAUACGAUUCGCAGAGUUCAGUCUUGAUCGAUAGCUUGCUCAGAGAGCAACUGUUUCAGCGGUGUGUGGCUAUCUCGUGAAACGUGUGUUUCGUUUUGUGUGUUGUUUCUUUUUCGAUGUUGAGUUUUUGCUUUUAUUUUGUAGCUAUAUAAUUCGUGUGUACGGAGUGAGAUAGAGAGAGAAGAAACAUUCGAGCGCCCAAUGUUCCACGGAAAAUAUAUUGAAUAUUUUUGUUUUAGUUUGUAGGAACUUUAAGCUUCAAGUUCAUUUGUGUUUAAUAGAAAAUAUGCAUAAAUUCAUAGUUGUUCGUUGAAACGAAGAGAGAAGGAAAAAAAAAAGAUUAUUAAUUUGCAAAAAUUCUCAAUCUCGUCUGAAUUAAUAGAAGGAGAAAAAAAAUCUAUCAUCGUCGAUCAACAUAAAUUCAAUCAAAAGAAAACGAAAACGAGAGAGAGAGAGAGAGAGAGAGAGAGAGAGAGAAAAACAAAUAAAUAUUCACAAUAUGCAGACAAAUCGUGAUUUUUUCAUAUUAGUCAUAAAAUACUAUAGGGAUUGACCGCGUGAAUAUUUUAACCAUUUGCAUAACAAAUGAAUAGCUCUCGACCGCGAACAAGUUUCAAACUACACUGAAAAUGGCUCAAAUGGAGAGCAUGAGAUGAUAAAACAAAAGCCACCAGUUGACAUACAAAAAAAAAUUGUAUUACAAAAUCGAAAUAGUAUUGACCGUAUCAAAAAGUGACACACAUGAUUAGUGGUUUCAAAGAGAUAAUUGAUUCAUCGAAUGCCAAAUUCAAAUACAGAUAGCAUCAAACGACUGUGUUGAAAUUGAUGAAUUAAAACUAGGGGCACCUGUAUCUUCGCCACAGAAAGAACAAAAGAAAAAAAUAACAAAGUCCCAACUAUAAACAUACACAGAGAGACAAAACACACCGAUACAGCAACAACAGCGGCAGUAGCAGCAGCGAUUCAGGAAUAAAAAAUACUGAGAGAUACACACACACACACUAUCUCUCUCGGUUUUAUAAUGGCACUAAUGAAUUUUUCAUUGCCGUUUAGUGGUUCAGUGGCACCAUCAAAUUGGAUCACAACAGCAAACCCGCUUCAGCAGCCUCAUGCAACAGUUGUCAAUGAAUUGCUAUACAGUCCUGAAGGUCAUCAAGCUGAUAGCACGGCAAAUGGUCCACAAUUCUACAAAAAUGACCCAUAUUCACAUCCAACACAACAUCAGCAACAACAACAGCAUCAAUCGCCGCACUAUCAACGGCAAACAUUCCAUUAUCGAUCUCGUGCUACCGCCAACAAUUACCUACCGCCACCGCCGUCCAAUUUUAAUCACGAGCGGCCACCGAUUAAAUCACAGCACAUACCACAAUUACAACCACCAUUGGAGACCGGCAACAACAACGGUGAUUUAAAAACGAGAACUGUCACAAACUACCAAAGUCAUCAUCAGACGCAAGCAUUUGGCGAUAGUCGCUACGAGGCACAUGAAUUUUAUAAUGAAAACAUUAGCAGUAGUUUUAAUAAUAGUGAUGUUGAUAGUCAACCACCUGCAUACGAUUCAAUUGUGGCCACAGCAACGCCACAGCCGCCGAUAACCAAUGAAAAACUAACAAUUGAAAAUGAUGGCAAAACGUACACGUUCCCCGCCAAUCGACCAACAUACACACAAGUGCAAGCUGGCCAUGGCUCAAAAACACAAGUGCAUGCGGUCUUGGACUAUGAUAAUGACGAAUACUAUGACGAAGAGAAUGUCGAUCCAAAAGAUCCAUCGCUGACGCCAAUUCAAGGUCCAAUUUUCAUCAAAAAUGGCUCCGUUCCAGUAGUUCCUCUAUUUUCUUAUCCUACUAUGAAUAACGGUACCUUCAUACGGAUUCCUAUUUGGUGGACAGCAUUAUCUGUAGCAUUGGGCUUAGAGAUACGUGGCGAUGUUAUAAAGGGCACACCAUGCGUUAAGCGAAACAAUCAACUGUUUUGUCCUACAGCAGGAAAUAGCUAUCCAAUCGAGCGAAUUGAAGAGUUCAUCGAUGAAAAUAAAGCGUUAAUGAGACGAAUGUAUGGUGACUUUAGGUCGACACAAUUCAGGGAACCACCAAUACAAACAAGACGAAAACGUGACGCAACCAAUUACGACAACAUGCCCGGCAUUCCAGAUAUUACAGCACCGUUCAAUGCAAAACUUAACUUGUAUCCAGAGGAUACGGUGAUGGGUGGCGACACGUUCUUUGGUCACAUACGAGAAAAACGACAGGCCAAGCAAAACAAAGCAAACCAAAAACCAUCGAUUCCGAACCCAAAUCCAUCAACAGAACCAUCAUCGAAUCGAGUGGAUGCUUGUGAAUCGAAAAUUGAAAUUGUAACGCCUUAUUGGGCCUCAAAUUCGGCUGGAAAAAUCCGUGCCAUUGUCAAUACUCAACACUUUGAACAGGCAAUCCACCAAGAAGUCUGCACAAAAAUGCAGACAAACCGUUGUGGAGGCGAUUGCGGUUGCGAGCAAAAAUACAAAUGGCAUCGGUUGCUUGCUUAUGAUCCGGACAAUGAUUGCAUGGGUAUAUUCAUGGAUUGGUUCCUGUUUCCAUCGUGUUGCGUUUGUCGUUGCAAUAAAACUUAAGAAUCGGCUAUUAAAAAACCAUAUCAGCAGUUCACAAAUAUUUAUAUUAGAGUGGAUGACUUUUUCUUUCUCUCGCAGACAAUGCUAACGAAAUUUCAAUGUUGAACUGAGUUCAGGCCCUUUUGCACCUUUCUUUUAUUCUUCUCAACAGACAAUGAUAAUUAAUUUAGCUUUCAUUCAGACUAUUGCUGCCUUUUUAUUCAUAAUGAUUAAAAAAAAAACAUUCUAUUUGCAGUCCUUCAAUUUGAGUUUUCAUGAUAUUCUUAGUUUUUAUUCGUGCAAGAUGUUACCAAUAGUAAGGUUGAAAAUAAAAAUGUUUUGCUUACAAAAAAAA